AUGGCUAAAAAGCGACGUCAUGUGUCAGCACUUCGAGCGCCGGUUAAAUCCCGCGAAGCUGCAGCUGAUUUGGAAAAAUCAUUACAUAAAGUACAAACGUAUUAUCAUCAAUUAAGUGCCGAUGUUAUGGAAAUUCCAGCAACUUUAGAUGACGCACUAUUACUUCACAGUCUCAUGGCGCUUGUGGUACAAAAUAUGUUAUUAGUUGUCCAGGGCGUCACAAUUGCACAAUUUGCGCUGCUCAUUGGAAUUGCUGUCUGGAUGAUGCGACAAAACCUUGUGAAGAUGCUUUUACCACGUGUUUCUCCUGUAAUUACCAGACUGACAAUCCAAAUCUUGGUGCUGACUGGAGCUGGAGCUGUCUAUUAUUACUAUGAGCUGUCAUUGAAGACGAUACAGGUCGUGAAGGUUGCAAUCAUAUGUUUGCUGGAUAUAGCAUUGAUAUGUUAUGAUAGAGUCACGAAGGGUCGGCUUUCUCGCGAAGUGAUUGUCUUGUCUGCCAUUGAACACACUUUAUUGGUUGCGGGCUUUUCAUAUUGUCCAGUUCAUACAAACGCAAUUGUCAUUGAUAUGACUGCAUUCACGCUCACAACAAUGACAGUAUUUGUGCAAGUGGUAGUUAUACUAUCGACAAAAUACGUUGUGCUUCAUUGCUUCGACUCGGACAUGAGUGGCACUUUUGUACGAACGCAACAGCGUGGAGAAAAAUUGCUCGAGAGUUUAUGGCAGGACAUCGACCGCUUUGAACCAGAACAGCUUCUUGCGGGCUUUGCUGAAGCGUCAAAUAAAAAGAAGGUCAAGAGCAAGGCACUCGCCAGCACCAAAGAGACAAAAAGCAAAAUAUGCAACAACACCAGCUCGGAAUUAACACAGCACACCCAGCAAUCGAUUCUCUACGAGCCGCGCGUGCAGCUUGCAAUUUUAGUGCUGAUCCAGAUGCUGCUUCUGAUGUUUCAACUUUUGCUUUCCGCCUUCGUCCUGGAUUCGUGGGAGAUGAUCAGCGCGCUUGUAAUAAGCAGCUCCCGCCUACUCUGGAUCCUUGGCCAAGUCCGACGAAAGAUGCUCUUUCGCCGCACAAUCAGACCCAUCGACUCCAAACUCAAGAUCGCGUAG
This is a messenger RNA of Peronospora farinosa, 1113 nucleotides long. Lineage: Eukaryota; Oomycota; Peronosporomycetes; Peronosporales; Peronosporaceae. The record is from the annotation of a GenBank genome assembly.